Molecule: messenger RNA, 1011 nt
Organism: Dipodomys spectabilis (banner-tailed kangaroo rat)
Lineage: Eukaryota; Metazoa; Chordata; Mammalia; Rodentia; Heteromyidae
Gene: Prelid1
Product: PRELI domain containing 1
Exons: 5
Coding region: 163-819 (218 amino acids)
Biological process (GO): phospholipid transport
Cellular component (GO): mitochondrial intermembrane space
Molecular function (GO): phosphatidic acid transfer activity
Source: RefSeq, a predicted model, not a curated record
GCGGCGGCGGCGGCGGCGGGCACCCCACGGGCGCGGCGCGGGUGGUGACUGAGCGGCGAGCCCGGCGGCCGUGCGCCGAGCCACGGCCCGGCCCUCGCGUGCGCCCCCCGGGCUCCGCACCCCUGAUGCUGCGCGGGUGCUGAGCCCGCCCAGGCCGGGACGAUGGUGAAGUAUUUCCUGGGCCAGAGCGUGCUCCGAAGUUCCUGGGACCAAGUGUUCGCCGCCUUCUGGCAGCGGUACCCGAACCCCUACAGCAAACAUGUCUUGACGGAAGACAUAGUACACCGGGAGGUCACCCCUGACCAGAAGCUUCUGUCCCGGAGACUUCUGACCAAGACCAACAGGAUGCCCCGCUGGGCGGAGCGACUGUUUCCUGCCAAUGUUGCUCACUCGGUGUACAUCCUGGAGGACUCGAUUGUGGACCCACAGAAUCAGACCAUGACCACCUUCACCUGGAACAUCAACCACGCCCGGCUGAUGGUGGUGGAGGAACGAUGUGUUUACUGCGUGAACUCCGACAACAGCAGCUGGACCGAAAUCCGCCGGGAGGCCUGGGUCUCCUCCAGCUUGUUCGGCGUCUCCAGAGCCGUCCAGGAAUUCGGUCUUGCCCGGUUCAAAAGCAACGUGACCAAGACCAUGAAGGGCUUUGAGUACAUCCUGGCCAAGCUGCAAGGGGAGGCCCCUUCCAGAACGCUCGCGGAGACCGCCAAGGAGGCCAAGGAGAAGGCCCGGGAGACGGCGCUGGCAGCCACGGAGAAAGCCAAGGACCUGGCCAGCAAGGCCGCCAGCAAGCAGCAGCAGCAGCAGCAGUUUGUGUAGCCGCCCCGCCGCCCUCCCCGGCAUUCCUCAUUAAAGAUCAACUUCAGUCGUCUGUCUGUCUGGGUGGUGGGCCGCCCGGCCCCGCGGACGGCGGACUGUGCGCCCCUCGCGGGCCGGCGCCUGCUCCUCCCCCUGUGCCCCUCCCGCAGCUGCCCGCACGUGACAGGCGCUCAAUAAAUACCUUUGAAGCCA